UCGCGAGUGCAUUGCAGCUGCUAGAACUUUGUAGGAGAAUUAGAACGCCAACUAUUCCGGUGCAAUUUACAUUAUUACAAGAGAAUCAUCAGCCAGCUGACUUAAUCAAUCUGCUGAACAAUGUUACCUAGGAGUUUGAUUACAUCCUAUCACCAAGAACGCCGUCGCUGGGCUUGGAAAUCACAGACAAAGAAUUUGUGUGGAGCUCUGGACAGCUGCUUGGAACGGUUUGAAUGCCAGCGAGAGGAUGAGAUUCUAUUCACAAACCCUGAGUUUGUUGAUGGAAUUCCACCGUUCGCCUGCAAGUUCGCUGAGCAGCCUUCAAUCAGUCAUCUUCUAGCUGCAGCCGAUGAGGAUGGCCGAGUGUUCAUCUAUAACACCAACGUGAAUGGACCAGCAUCGCAGGUUCAAGAUUGGUCAGCUCACAACAAUGCUAUCUUUGACGUUGCCUGGUCAUAUACGGAGCCUCGCUUAGUGACAGCAUCAGGUGACCAGUCUGCUGCCCUCUGGGACAUCAAGACGGCCAAAUGUCUAGCCACAUUCAAGCAGCACAAAUGCAGUCUCAAGUCUCUCAGUUUUCGGCCGUGGGAUGGCCAUGUGUUUGCUUCUGGAUCAAGAGAUGGGAGCAUUAUGAUAUGGGAUGACCGCUGCAAGAAAAAAGGGAAAGGAUCGAGUCAGCUGCCUGUGAUAUGCAUUAGCGAUGCCCACAUUAAUCAGGCGACGGCCAAAGCUCAGCCGAAGCGUCGCAGGAAGCUAGCGCCCGAACUCCCAACCAUAAACUCCUCCUACAGUGUGAGUGUGGUCCUGUUCCAGAAGGAAGAUGUUCUGCUCUCGGCUGGCUCAGCAGAUGGGAUUGUUAAGGUAUGGGACAUCCGGAAGCUGAAGUCCUCGGGCUCAUCAAGCCCUACACCUUCACAUCAAUUCCCAUACAGUGGCACAAGCAACAGAAAAAGAGGCUUCUCCUCACUUGCCCUGACCUCAACACGAACCCGGCUCUUUGCGAGCCGUACGGACAGCGUGGUCAAUGAGUAUGACCUGAGCGGGGUGCUCGGAUCCCAGCCCGUCGCUAGAUACCGGGGUCACAUGAACUCCACGUUCUUUGUGAAAGCUGCCAUCUCACCGGACGACCUCUACCUUUUGUCAGGGUCCAGUGAUAACAAUGCUUACAUUUGGAAGAUAGGAGAGCCUGAAUCCCCUUCAGUGACCUUGGAAGGUCAUGGGGCAGAGGUCACAUCUGUCACAUGGUGCCCUACAGACUUCACCAAGGUUGUGACAUGUUCAGAUGAUAAUACCAUGAGGAUUUGGAAGAUGUCUACCGGCCAGGUCACCCAUGUUGACGGGGUCAACAGGGUUGUGGGAAGGGCAAGAAGAUGCGAGAAAAAGCCAGUAACGGAGAGCCAAGAAACAGACAGUGGACCUUCACAGUCUGGUUCAGAGAGUAGCAGGUCUACUCCUACACAUAAGACCAGUGAAUCACCCCUGUCUCCUCAACCCAGCCCCACGCCCUCCAGUACUAAGAAGCGAAGGUUCAGUCUGAAAGAAUGGGUCACCACCUCGCCCAAACCCUCAAGACCUGCUUCCCCAGUUCCUUCGCCCAAGAGACUAAAGAGCGAAAGCUCGGAGAGCGGUCAGGCAUCACAGCCAGAUGGAGAGAGUGAAUCAGUUCUCAAAAGGAAGAUGACUUUGGAAAAUACAGAGGAAACCAGUGCCAUAAAGAAGGUGAAAGUCAGCAAUUCUGGAGCUGCGUUGGCAGCAUUAGCGACAUCCUCAGUGCUCACAACCAGAAUAUCAGAUAGCAAAAGUUCAGUAAGCAAUCAAGGAUCACAAGCAAAUGAAGAAACUGAGUUUGCUCUAAAGAGGAGGAUGACUGUGGAAAAUGUAGAGGACAUUGGUGACUUAAAGAAGGUGAAAAGGGACCAUUCUGGAGCUGCUUUGGUGCCGUUGGAGACUACGAAAUGCUUAAGUGAUGAAACAGGAGCAAUAAUGGGCACUGACGACAAAGACCUUGUGAAAGACACCCCUCAGAGCUCACUUGCAAGUCCAAUUGCUACAACUUCACCACCAUCAAAUGAAACCAGUGAUGAUUACAGUGGUAAUUGUGAUGGUAUAGAUAAAGAAAAUUUGAACAAAGACCGCAGCAAAUUAGACCAGCCUGAAACUACGCUAACCUCCAUCCAACGUUCCCCUCUCAAAGACGAUCUUCCAAUGAACAGGCCAAAAUGCAGUUCUCUCUCGAAAUCAGCAACAAAAAGGAACAUUACUUCCCACUUUCCGGCAUCUCCCAGAGCAAACGAGGGGCAGGGGAGGGGGGAGAAGGAGGAAGGGGGAAGCCCCGAGAUGCAGCAGCAGAACUUGAAAGAGUGUUUCAAGGAGAAGAAAAAUGGAGGACUCGUUCAGUCCAAGAGGAAAAGUAUCACCAGACCCAUUGAUGGGUACUUCCAACCGAUUCAAAGGAAAAAUAAAUCUGACACAUGAUAGAAAAUGUGGACAAUUUAUUUUAUCCCUUUUACAAUUUAGUUGUUUAGUGGAGCUAUCUUACUGUAAGUUGUUGAGGAUGUGUAAAACCUGA
Molecule: messenger RNA, 2569 nt
Organism: Strongylocentrotus purpuratus (purple sea urchin)
Lineage: Eukaryota; Metazoa; Echinodermata; Echinoidea; Camarodonta; Strongylocentrotidae
Gene: dtl
Product: denticleless protein homolog
Exons: 9
Coding region: 121-2475 (784 amino acids)
Biological process (GO): mitotic G2 DNA damage checkpoint signaling; proteasome-mediated ubiquitin-dependent protein catabolic process
Cellular component (GO): nucleus
Molecular function (GO): protein-macromolecule adaptor activity; protein binding
Source: RefSeq, a predicted model, not a curated record